Messenger RNA from Siniperca chuatsi (mandarin fish), 2065 nucleotides. RefSeq names its product uridine-cytidine kinase 1 (gene uck1). Gene Ontology annotation, molecular function: ATP binding; kinase activity. Gene Ontology annotation, cellular component: cytosol; cytoplasm. The transcript is spliced from 7 exons. The coding region runs from base 105 to 932 and encodes 275 amino acids. Lineage: Eukaryota; Metazoa; Chordata; Actinopteri; Centrarchiformes; Sinipercidae. The record is from RefSeq and is a predicted model, not a curated record.
UUAGUUCUCGCGAGAACAGCACGUUGUUGUUGCUACAGAUAGCAUAGCUAGCACUCAGCCAAGCUAUCUAGAUUUCUGCAGUUUUUCUUAACUGUUGGACUGCGAUGGAUGCUCUAGGAGCCCUAGACGAGGCAGAGAGGCCACGGAAUAGCCCUUUCCUAAUAGGGGUCAGCGGAGGAACCGCCAGUGGCAAGUCAACAGUUUGCGCCAAAAUCAUGGAGCUCCUGGGCCAGAACAAGGUGGACCACCGUCAGAGGAAGGUGGCUAUUAUAAGCCAGGACAGCUUCUACAGAGUCCUUACUCCGGAGCAAAAGGGGAAAGCGCUGAAGGGCCAGUACAACUUUGAUCACCCAGAGGCUUUUGACAAUGAGUUAAUGUACAAAACCUUGAAGGACAUUGUGGAGGGAAGGGUGGUUGAAGUGCCAACAUAUGACUUUGUCACCCAUUCCAGGUUGGAAGACAGGAUCACAGUUUACCCAGCAGAUGUGGUCCUCUUUGAGGGGAUCCUGGUCUUCUACCCCCAGAAAGUGCGUGAUAUGUUUCACAUGAAACUCUUUGUGGACACAGAUUCAGAUGUCAGGCUGUCUCGCAGAGUUCUGCGAGACAUGAGCAGAGGGAGAGACCUGGAGCAGAUUCUCACUCAGUAUACAACAUUUGUCAAGCCUGCUUUUGAAGAGUUUUGUUUGCCUACAAAGAAGUAUGCAGAUGUCAUCAUUCCAAGGGGAGUUGACAAUAUGGUGGCCAUCAACCUCAUCGUACAGCACAUCCAAGACAUACUGAACGGUGACAUCUGCAAAUGGCACCGCGGGUCCAUUAACGGCCAUGGGCGGGGCUUCAAAAGGGCCAAUCCUGAGCAGGGUGAUCUGCAGAACGGAGCCGCUAAUCCUGCAGGAAAGAGGGUCCUGCUGGAGCCCAGUUGUCGGCCUCACUGAGACUGUGUGGAUGCAUGGGGUGGACGGAUGUGUCCAGACUGUGAAUAUGAGCUUUGAAUUGGGAUUGCUGCUACUGAUUUGUGCUGGAUGGGUCAGCAACUGUGAUGCCAGUCUCACCCUGUGCAGCCUAAAAAAAAAAAAAAAAAAAAAAAAAAAAAAAAAAAUUCUCCACAAUCCCACGGCACUUGACACCUCUUCAUAAUUUUACAGUAAUUAUUGGUGCAUGACCAAUAUGCUAAUAGAUUAUGCUUUUCACAUGUAACAGUCUUCCAUGAUACAGUUAGAUUUUUCAUUGUUUACUGUGGUAAGAUGACCUGUCACUGAUAUGGAUACAGUUAGGAACAGGGUAGGAAGUGUUAUUUAAAUGGUUUAAUUUCAGUCAUGCUUUUGCACUGAGUUUGAUCUUAUACCUGCUUCUUUGUUGCUUUAAUUGAGAUUAUAUUUAAAUUAUAUUAAUACUUAUCAGUUGUAGAUGUCUUGUUGCUUUCCCUGUUUGUUUUAACUUAUUUAAAGAUCCCCUCCACUAAAAAAAAAAAAAGUUUUUCUUGUUCCUACAGUUGAAUGUUUGUUUCACUGUGCAGAAUUAUGUAUGUGCAGAGUUUAGAAGGAUGUUUUCACAUUUAUCUGCUGAAAGUGGAAAGUUUCUAUGUGCUCAUUGAAAAUCUCAUUUUCAGCAAGUGGGCCUACAAGCAUGAUUUGUGACAUCACAAAUAGUUCGGAAGCCAAUCCUGGUCCAAAAAUGUUAUGUGGAAACUUGAAGCCUCCAGCGCACACACCCUGAGAAUGGACUUUACAAUGAAGUAGGAAACACCUGUUGUCCAGCAGUUCAACUUAUAUUUAUAGAUUCUGGACUUUUAAUGAAGGGGAAGGAGUAGAUGUAAUUUCAAAGAUUUUAACUUAAAGAUAAGUGAACUUUUUUUCUGAAAAGUAGAGCAAUUUUUAUACCAUGUUAUAACAUGUCUGAAGGGGAUCUUUAAAUCAAGUUAUGCCAGAUAGCUGUGUGGUUUAGUAGUGUCACACUUAGAUUGGUAAUGAGUGCUUCCUUCUGAUUAUUUAAAGUUGAAUAUAUGCCUUAAUUUUCCACUGACCAUUCUGUACAACGAUAAAUGGAAAUUCUAUUGUGAAGUUUUAAA